AUGAAGAACAUAUUAAAUGAAAUCAGCACGUAUUGUCAACAAUCACAGAGAGUAUUGGACGAGUUUGAGACUAAUAAAAUAGUGACUCAAUUUAAAGAUAACAAGACAUUAAACAUAUCAGAAAGAAUAAAGAACGCAGAGAAGUACUAUGACCAAGUUGAAGAAAUGUAUAAAAGAAAGAAAGAAAUGGAACAAACUUUACAACCACUUCAACAGCAAAUGGAUGUGUUUAUAAAAGCACUUAAAAAGGAGAUGGGACUCUUAUCAAAUGAAACAAACAAAACAACGACUUUAAUAAGAGAGACUCUUGUUGCACUUUAUGACGAAGAAUUUAAAUUACUAAGAGCACCAUUUGAUCUCGAGAUCAAGAAGCUUGAAGAUGCAAAAAACAGAAAAAUGCAAAGUCUCAACACUUUAUCAGAUAAACUAAAAGAGAGAGUUGCCACUGACCUUUCUGUGAAUGAAUUAAUUGGUCUAGAAAAUAUCACCUCAAUGCAAAUAAAUGAAAUUGUAUUUGACAGCAAUGUAGAUGACUGGGGCCAAGACACGUCUGUCUUUCUUGACAAAAUAUCCAACAAAGAGAAUUUAUGUUUUCUUGUUGAGGAUGACAAAGACAAUAAAUUUGGAGGUGUUAUAAUUGACAAGAUUCCACAACGGAUGGGGAUAAUUGUUGGACAAAGUUCUUAUAUCUAUUCAUUGACUAGAAACGGUGUUGUGACUGCAAAUAAGUAUGAGAAGAAGAGUGAUGCAGAGUAUUCCUAUUACCUUGGGGCCAAAAAAGAGGAUUGUUUAAUAGGCUUUGGCAAUGGGCAUGACAUUCACGUGCACAAAAAGAAUAGUUCAGGGAGUCACUUCAUUCCAAACACUUAUCCAAUCACAUACACUGAUUUCUCCGAUACCAAAGAUUUCAACCAGACACGUGUCCGAGUGUUUCAACUGAUUUAA
This is a messenger RNA of Entamoeba invadens IP1, 945 nucleotides long. RefSeq lists its product as hypothetical. The record is from RefSeq and is a predicted model, not a curated record. Lineage: Eukaryota; Evosea; Mastigamoebida; Endamoebidae. The transcript has a single exon. Bases 1 to 945 code for a protein of 314 amino acids.